AUGAACCGAGAAGAUAAGCUUGCGCUUAAAAUCGCAAAAUGGUUAAUUCAGCAGACAUUUUAUCAUGGAUAUUUGCCAAGAGAAGACUUAGUGUUUGUUCUCAAGAGGAAGGGAGAUUAUAUUGUUAGGACCACUGAGCGUCCCUCACCGAAAGGUCGCCGUCGCGAACUGGUUUUGAGUAUUGCUUGGCCCGAAAAUCCCAAAAGUGACGGAACUCUAAACUUGAAAGACAUCAAAAAUUUGGUAAUCGAACGGGGGCAUGAGUUGGUGUAUAUCGACGCGACCAUCGGUUUUCCAGGACUUGACAAGCUGUUUGAGUACUACCGAAAUAAUGGCAUCAAAAUUCCGAAGUCCAAAACGCCGGUUCAAUUACUUCAUCCCGUCGGCCUAUGCGUUUGGGAAUUUCGUCAUUCUCAAGUGACUCUUAUCAAAAAAGUUGGACAGGGUGCUUAUGGGGAAGUUUAUAAAGGCAAAAUGAGGAAGGGAAAAGCGAAAUCUGUGGAUGUUGCUGUAAAAACGAUGCGCGCUGACGUCGAGACAAAUGACGAAUUGAUGCGCGAAAUAAUGGCCGAAGCUCGAUUGAUGCGAGCCUUGAAUCAUCCAAAUAUUGUCCGAAUUCGUGGCGUCGCUCUUCUCGAACAACCACUCUAUAUUAUUAUCGAUUUUAUCGGCGGUGGUGGUCUCGACUCGUAUUUGAAGAAAAACAGCAAGACUCUGACGAAAGACGACAAAAAUAAAAUGGCAAUUUCGGCGGCUUGGGGCAUCGAGUUUAUGCAUUCACAGGAUAUCAUGCACAGAGAUAUCGCUGCGAGAAAUUGCCUUUAUGAUCCAAAAAAUUAUGUGAAACUGUCCGAUUUUGGAUUGUCUCGUAAAGGGAAUGUGUAUAAAAUGAAAAAGUGCCGAAAAAUGCCGACGAAAUGGCUGGCGCCGGAAUCGCUCAGCGCGUUCACAUUCUACAAAUCAUCCGACGUCUUCACUUACGGCAUUCUUUUAUAUGAAAUUUAUACGUGCAGCGAGCCGUAUAAGGGAAUCACCGGCGGUGAAGCGAAAAAGCGCAUUCUCGCUGGCGAGUUUUUGUCGAUCGACAAAGAUGCUCCGAAGGAGCUCGUUGAGAUUGUCAAGAAGAAUGUGUUCUUGCUCGACCAUAGAAAGCGUGCGACGAUGAAGGAGAUUGUGAAGGCGUUGGAAGAGUGGCUCCAGAUUGAGCUUGAACUCGAAGCGCCCGAAGACGACAAAGAAUCACUAGUGAGCGAAAUUGCCUUCAAAAAACAAAAAGCAAAACUUGAGCAAUUGCAGCAAAAUCUCGAAAUUGGUGAGCAAAUGUCGAAUUUGAACGAGGCCGACUCGAAGGCGUCGCCGACGCCGCGCAAGAAGGCCAACUCGAACGCGCCAUCGACGAUGUCAACACUCGGACCCGUGUCGGUCUCGCAGACGCCGCCGUCGAAGACUGACCGCUCGGUGGUGAAGUUGUCGGAGAACAACAGCAAAGAGAAGGACACGGUACGCGACAAGGAGAAGGAGAAGAAGAGGGACAAGGAGAAGGACGACGAUAAAGAAAAGGAGAAGGAGAGCCCGAAUCAUGAAUCGGCGCGACGAAAGACACCUGUCCAUAAGGAUACUCGAGAAAAGGAGGACCUCAAUCCAACGCAGGAUUACAAGGGAUCGAACGAGAGCGAUAAGGAGAGCCAGAAGAAGAAGAAGAAAGGAACCGAUUCGGAAAAGAGCAAUUAG
Molecule: messenger RNA, 1731 nt
Organism: Caenorhabditis bovis
Lineage: Eukaryota; Metazoa; Nematoda; Chromadorea; Rhabditida; Rhabditidae
Source: the annotation of a GenBank genome assembly